AUGACAGCCGCAUUUACACCUGCUAGUCGUAUUUACCAAGGCAGUGUCAUUAUUGAAAAUAAAAUAUACUUUUUAGGUGGUUUAAAUAUUGCAAACGUUGGCACUAGUGAUUUAUUUUAUUUAGAUAUUUCAUCACCAUUUAGCACUGAAAAUCUUAGGUGGUCAAAUCUUGCACCUAUUCCUGUUAAGAGUGCGUUCUCGCCUUCUUGCCUUGGUGGAAGUAAUAAUUCUACCAUAUUUCUAUUUGAACAUCGUAAUACAGACAAUGUUAAUUCGUCUACUUUAGUGAUGUUUACCUUUGAUAUAAUAAAUCAAAAAUGGGAUGCACCGCAUACAUUGGGAAGUGCGCCAUCUUCGAGACAAAAUAUGGAUGCAGUUGUUGAUAAGAAUGAUAAUUCUACUAUUAUUAUUUAUGGUGGUGGUUCUAAUAAUUUUACAAAAAGCCCAUAUCCGUCUUUGGCAGCAUUAGAUACAAGUGUUGAGCCUUACAAAUGGUCUGAAAUAAUAUCUAACGCGGGUAAAGGAUUUGAUUUGGCAACUGCUCCUAAUAAUGAUGUCUAUAUUUUAGACACCUCAAGUCAUACAUGGGUUAAAUCUUUUGAUUUAAGUACAAUUUCUAAUCCAUCAAAUAUCUCCGAUAAACUUAAAUUAGUUAUUGGCCUUAGUAGUGGCUUGCUUGCAUUAAUUAUUAUUGCAGGUAUCAUAGGUUACAUUUGUUAUAGGAGACGCCCUAAUUAUAUUGCUACUCCAGGUACAGAUACAGAUAAUCAUAAUUAUAUUGCUACUCCAGGAACGGAUAAUCGCGAACGUG
This is a messenger RNA of Racocetra fulgida, 811 nucleotides long. The record is from the annotation of a GenBank genome assembly. Lineage: Eukaryota; Fungi; Glomeromycota; Glomeromycetes; Diversisporales; Gigasporaceae.